Molecule: messenger RNA, 1626 nt
Organism: Pseudozyma hubeiensis SY62
Lineage: Eukaryota; Fungi; Basidiomycota; Ustilaginomycetes; Ustilaginales; Ustilaginaceae
Product: pantothenate transporter liz1
Exons: 3
Coding region: 1-1626 (541 amino acids)
Biological process (GO): pantothenate import across plasma membrane
Cellular component (GO): plasma membrane
Molecular function (GO): pantothenate transmembrane transporter activity
Source: RefSeq, a predicted model, not a curated record
AUGAUCGACUGUAGCACAGCCGAUGAUUUGCGUUCUGUCUCUUUCAGGCAAGCUUCCUGGACCAUCACGCUCCAGACAGGGACGAGCGCCGAUGGUAGCCGUGUGGACUGCAGAUACGCCCGCUGCUUAGCGUGUAGACGAGACGAGAAGCCUGAUCUUGCCACCAUGGGCGUCCUUCAUCAAGCCCGUGUCUUCCUCUGGGGCGAGAAACCCGCCACCAAGCUCGAACAGCGUCUUCUCCUCAAGAUCGACCUCGUUGUGAUGACCUUCUGCACGCUCCUCUUCCUCUCCAACUACCUCAACCGCGCCAACUUCGCCAACGCCUACCUCACCGGUAUGAAGGAGGACCUCAAGUUCCACGGCAAACAGUUCAACCAGGUUCAGUCCAUCUUCACCGCCGGCUACAUCAUCGGUCUUGCGCCCAACAACCUCAUCCUUCAGGUGGUACCACCACGAUUCUGGUUGCCCUUCUGCGGUGCGAUGUGGGGCAUCUUGUCGGCGUGUUUGGCGGCAGCCAAGACGCCGGAACAGGUGAUGGCGAUUCGAUUCUUGCAGGCACUGUUUGAGUCGUCUACCUUCACCGGUUGUCACUGGAUCCUGGGGUCGUGGUACAAGGAGGAGGAGUUGGGCAAGAGGUCCGGUAUCUUUUCGACCUUUGCUCAGAUGGGUUCUCUGUGGUCCGGUGUGAUGCAAGGCAGGAUCAGUCAGACGAUGAAUGGUCAUCUCGGCCUCAAGAGCUACCAGUGGUUGUUCAUCAUCGACUUCGCCCUAGCCAUCCCCAUCGCCCUCUUCGGCUUUCUCCUCUUCCCCGACACACCCAGGAAGACGAAAGCGUGGUUCCUGAACGAAGAGGAACGUCAGUGCGCCGUGGAGAGGUUACCGCAGCACGAACCGACCAAGAUGUCGUGGGAUCUGCUCAAGAGGGUCUUCGGGAGGUGGCACGUGUACAUGUUUGGAAUGUUGUUCGGAUUCGGAAGCAUGUUGGAAUCGGCAGGCAUCAACAGCGUGAUGGGAUUCUGGUUCAAAUCGAUGAAGUUCAGCAAGGCUCAGAUCAACUACUAUCCGUUGAGUCUGAUCAGCAUCGCCAUCGCGCUGACGCUCGUCGCCGCGUACACGACGGACUACGUAGGUAGCAGAUGGUGGGUCAAUCCGGUGAUGGGUGUCAUCGUCAGCGUCAGCUCGAUCAUGCUUUUGGUGUGGGACAUUCCUUACGGCGCCAAGUUCUUCGCCUUUGCGAUCCAGGGCGCGGGCUACAUGGGUCAAGCGACCAACUUUGCCUGGGCAAACAUCGCCUGCAUGGAGGACGAACAGGAGAGAGCGAUGGUCCUGGCUGCCAUGAACGUCUUUUCCAAUGUGGUCAACUCCUGGUGGAACUUUACCUUUUGGGCAGCAACCGAUGCUCCCAGGUAUACAAAAGGUUGGAUCAGCAUGUUUCCCCUGUCGGUCUUUGUUACCGUGAUUGCGUUGGGCAUCGUCUAUUUGGAGAGGAGGGACAGGAGGAGGAAGCUCGGCAUGUAUCCCAACGGAGAGGAGCAGGAGGUCCAGGGUCAUGUGGUGACGUUGCCGGCGGAAAAGGGGACUGUCGACGUCGACGACUCCUCGUCAGAUGGCAAAGGAAAGCCCUGA